Molecule: messenger RNA, 208 nt
Organism: Dentiscutata heterogama
Lineage: Eukaryota; Fungi; Glomeromycota; Glomeromycetes; Diversisporales; Gigasporaceae
Source: the annotation of a GenBank genome assembly
GGACAACCGCUACAGGACAGGACAGGACAGGACUACGGGAUGUUACAUCCCAGUCUACUUCAAUACCAAUAAGGUACACAGAUUUACAGAUAAAAAGUUUUAAAAAAGUUAUUCCUGAGGAAAUCGAUGAACUAGUUUUACAAUAUCAUCUUAAUCCUGGUACUGUCGAUAAAUCUCAAAUUCCUCCACCAAGAGCUCUCACCGUCAC